CAAGCGCAGAAUAGAUGUGGUGGUUAGAUAGUUUACAGUGAUUUGAUGUUCUCUAGCUCUUUGAGAGAAAAGCCUACCCUCUGCAUAUCAUGCAAUGAGUGGAACUAAUAUUCGCUGCAUCUUCUGCUCUAAGUAUCUCAUCAGUGGUACCAACCCAAGGCAGGCAACGUGUGGGGACAGGCUCUGUGGAGCCUGUUUCACUGAGAGGGAGAAAGGGGAAAGAGAGAUACUGUGUCCAGUGUGCCAUGAAAUGAUAAUUCUACCUGAGAGUUUUCGAGACAAAGCCGUUGAAGUAGAAGCUGCCAACGUGACUGCGAAAUGCUCCAACAAAGACUGUCCCUGGGAGGGCCUCUGUAAGAACCUUGAGAGCCACGAGGGGGAUUGCAAGUUUGGGAUGGUGAAGUGUCCGAACAGUGGUUGCUCGGUAAUGUUGCCCCGAGAGCAAGUGGAGGUCCAUAGACAGCAGUGCUACUACCAGCAAGUGUCGUGUCAUCUGUGUGGGAUUUCAAUGGCCAGAGGCAAUAUACAGGCACAUAUUGACAGGGACUGUCUUGCAUCUGCGGUCGAGUGUGGCAACAAAUGUGGAGUCAAAGUUGCCAGGGGAAUGAUGAGCGAGCACUUACAGAAGGAAUGUCGCUUACAAUCAUUUACGUGCACUGUUGCUAAUUGCACAUUUAAGGGUACUUCCAAGCAACUCCAGGAACACGAAUCCAAGGGCGUGGUGUUUCAUCUAAGAUGUGUGAGCAAGACUGUUGAUGAGCUCAAGAACACUAGUGCCCUACUCGCUCGCUGCGUGCCUCAACCAACCACUGAGAAACUUGCUACUGAGAGGGACAAAGCUUUAAGCCAAGCGGUGGCGGAUAUAACUGAAAAAUUAAAAACAAUGGGAGACAAUAUCACAGACAAAUUGGAACCAGCUGUAUUUCAUCUGCAAGAAGCCGCUAAUGAAAUGGGUGUAACAUUGCAAACCGUACAAGCUACAACCUACGAUGGAAAAUUCAUUUGGAAGAUUCCUGAAGUACUGCGAAGAAGAAACGAAGCUAGAAGUGGGAAAACUAUAUCUCUGUAUUCUGCUCCAUUUUAUACGAGUCGCCAUGGAUACAAGCUCUGUCUAAGGCUCUACAUGAAUGGCGAUGGUUCUGGGAAGGGCACCCACUUAUCAUUCUUUAUCACCCUAAUGCGAGGGGAAUACGAUGCCCUCCUCCCCUGGCCGUUCAGACAGGCAGUCAAUCUGACCUUGGUGGACCAGAACAAGCAGCGGGACAUUGUCCAAUCGUUCCGUCCUGAACCAACCUCCUCAUCAUUCCAGAGACCACGCAAUGAGAUGAACGUUGCCUCAGGUUGUCCCACAUUCGCCCUCGUUUCUGUCCUUGACAACGUCUCCUACGUCAAGGAUGAUACCUUGUUCCUCAAAUGCAAGGUGGACCUCAUCGGACUUGAAAGUAUCUACUAAAUUCUCUGACUUUGAUUAUAAUUAUUGCUUCGUGUUGAUAUCUCGGAAGGUUUCACAAUGUUUUGACUGCGGAAUGAUAUCUACAGCCCAAUCUUGAACACAAAAAUUAAUAAAUGGCUAGCUAGAUUAGUAGAUGCCUCUGAUUUUGUGUGCCAGUUUUCCCAAUAUCUUUGCUGUUUGUUACAAUACUAGACUAUAGAUCUAGUCUUUGAGUUUUGUGCUAUUUUCAUGUAAGAGUUGUUUUGAUGCUGGAGUAUAAAAAUAUAUCUCUAUGGCUA
Halichondria panicea is the source of this 1731-nucleotide messenger RNA. Its product is annotated as TNF receptor-associated factor 3-like. Gene Ontology annotation, biological process: tumor necrosis factor-mediated signaling pathway; regulation of apoptotic process; protein K63-linked ubiquitination. Gene Ontology annotation, cellular component: cytoplasmic side of plasma membrane. Gene Ontology annotation, molecular function: tumor necrosis factor receptor binding; zinc ion binding. Bases 95 to 1453 code for a protein of 452 amino acids. The record is from RefSeq and is a predicted model, not a curated record. NCBI's taxonomy places the organism in Eukaryota, Metazoa, Porifera, Demospongiae, Suberitida, Halichondriidae. The transcript is spliced from 7 exons.